GCAGUGUCAAAAUCAAAAUUAGCCUAAACCAAAAAUUGAGAAACAAAAUUAUUUGGAGGAAUAAACGUCGUUCUUUCUCUCUCUGUCUCAGCCUGGUUCGGGAAAGGCUUUUCACAGGCCACAAAGCGAGGGUUUUCUUUCAAAGAGAGCGAGAUAAACAAAACCCUCCAAAACGGGAAAAACACUGUUUCCACGGGGAGGGAAAAGCUCAAAACGAAAGAGUCGAAAACUUGAGAGCGGUUUUGUUAUUUUUGAUUUCGAGUGACAAAAAAGGUGCGGUGUCGUCUCUUUAUUGGAGCUCAGUUUCAGAGCUAGGGUUUCGUUUUUCGUUGUCUCCUUUGAAGGGUUUAGAUGAAGGUUUCUUUUUAGAUUUCACCUUGAAGCUUUGCCUCUUGUUCUAAAUGGAACAAAAGAUGUCAGUAUAUUACAAAGUUCUCUUUGUUUAGUGAUUUUGCAUCUGAAGCACCAUGACGCUGGAAGAUUUUUUUACACUGACUGAGAUGAAAGAUGGACUCACAGUUCCUUCACGAAUUGAGGAGCUAAUAACUGUAAUGAAGAAGGAUAAAGAAUCUGUUGUUAAAAAUGUCAGUGAUGUGACCAGGCAAUGGACUGCUGUUGCGAGCACAAUUGUGGCCACCGAGAAUAAAGAUUGUCUUGAUCUUUUUAUUCAACUAGACGGACUUUUGUUUCUUGACAGAUGGCUGAAGGAUGCUCAGGAAUUUGGUAAUGACUCAAGUGAUAGUGUUGUGGAAGAAUCAAUUGCUGCACUCUUACGAGCACUUGAAAAGUUGCAUAGAAAUAGGGAGGUGUCUAUUUCUUCUGAAAUCUGGACUACAGUCGAGAGUCUUCUUGGCCACAAUAGCUCUCGAGUUCAGGAUAGUGCUAAGUUGCUCUUUGAUAGCUGGAAACAAGGUAAAGUUACUGGUCACGUUGAUAGUGGUGGGCAUGAUUAUGAGAUUUCAGAGACUGCUAUGGUUGCUGGAGAAAAUAAUGGGCCACAAUGUUCUGCCAAAGAUAUUCCUGUUUCAAGAGGAAGUUCCCAUGAGGAAAAUGAUGGAGCAGAUGCUGCAAAAAGUGAAAACAUUUCUUCAAGUCUAGAUGGUGUUCAACCAGAAAGCACUAAAGAUUUACCCAUUGACUCUACUAAUGAUAAGCUCCAGCCCCACAUAAAUUCAGACCAUUCAGAAACAGAAAACAGAUCUCCAUGUGAUGUGGCCUCCCCUUCUGUGUCAAAUCCGGUUCAAGAGAAUUUUCCCAAGAAGGAAGAACUCCCUGCAAAAGCUGUGGAAGAAACUGCUUCCCAUGAAACCUGCAGUUUACCAGAUUCAAAGCAAGAAAAUAUUGAAGUUUCAGAUUCUCAGAAGUUGUCAUCAAGUGAUGAAAAGUUGUUUGAUGUGACAGUUUCGAACUCUAGGACUGUGGAUCAUUCUGGUGUUGGAAGUGCUCUGGAGGUUACAAUAGAACCCAAUUCCCAAAAUGAUUCUGAAGCCAAUAUGGGUCAUGCCCUAAAAUCUGUUGAUCUUAUUGAUGAGAAGACACAAGGAUCCGAGCCGAAGAAAUCAGUGGGUGAUUUGGCAGCAAUGAAUCAUUCCAGCAAUAGUUCACAGCUAUUCAAGAUUGCAGGCAAAGACAUUGAGUCUCAUUUGAGCAUGUUGCGGAGCUCUUCUGAGUAUGAGCUCGUGUAUAAAAAGCCUGGGAAUCUGGAGACUAGGUUUUCCAGGAAGUCAGAAAUUGGAACAGCAGAUAAAGAUAAGGAGAAUUGUGGACUUAAGGAUUUUAGGGGUGGUUCUAGGUUUACCGGUAGUCCUGUUGGGAUGCAUACGACAACAUCUGACAUUGAGCUUGAGUAUGGUAUAGUUGAUGCUCUAGAAGUUGCCCGAAUAGUUGCUCAAGAAGUGGAACGAGAAGUUGUAGACGACAGAGAGCAUUCCAGCUGCUCUUCAGAGAAGAUUUCAGAAGGUGGUAUUAGACAACCUGAUUCCCUAGGAUCAAUAAAUGGAAAGCAAAAUCUACCCAGCGAGGUAUUGCCAAAGGAGGUGUCAAGUGGACCCACUCAGUCUGCUGGAGCGCAAACUGAGGAUGAGGGGCUUAUAAAUUCAGAUGAUGCAAACAAUGAACCAAAAAAUGAGUUUCAUGACAUGGAGUCCUCUCAGGUGACUGUCGCUCAAGAUCCUGAGCCCAACACAGAGAAAAGUCUAUGUGAUUUUGAUCUGAACCAAGAAGUCUGUUCUGAUGAAAUGGAAUGUGCAGCAACUUCCAUCUCCACCCCCGUUUCAGUGGUUUCUGCUUCUAGGGCGGCUGCAGUGCGUAGUUUACCUGCCGCUCCUCUACACUUUGAGGGGACUCUUGGAUGGAAAGGAUCUGCUGCCACAAGUGCUUUUCGUCCAGCAUCAACUCGCCGAAACUCUGAUGGAUAUAAGACUCUAUCCCUUGGUGGAACAAGCAAUAGCUCAAAACAGAGGCUGGAUUGCCUUGAUUUAGAUCUUAAUGUUGCUGAGGCUGUUGAAGAACAUGGUGCUGGGCUAAUGUCCGGGAAACAGGUUACAGCCUCAUCAGGCCUCCAUUCUGAAUCUUCAAAAGAAAAUCAAAGAAAAUCAGAGAGAUUUGAGCUGGAUUUAAAUUGUAUCAGUGAUGAUGGUGAUGCUCCUGCUUUAUAUUCAAGAGUAGAGGAACAACUUUUUUAUGACAGGAAUGGCCAUCGUAGCCAAUCACCUGUUUCUUCAUCAUCACCAAGGCAGUCUUAUCUGAGGAAUUUCGACUUGAAUGACAGACCAUAUACUCACAAUAAUGCUUUAGAACAAGGGCCAUAUCCUGGUAGAUCUUCUCAAAAUGCUAUUGCCCAUGGUGGGCUUAAACCAAAUGAUCCUGUCAUUUCUAUAAUGGGUACUAGAGUGGAAGUUAAUAGGAAGGACUUUGUUUCUAAGUUUGUAUCGUUUCCAAAUGGCAAGGCUUUCGAGCAUGCUACUGAUGGAAGCAUCAAAAGAACUGCAGGGUUUAUGGGGUUGGUUCCCACUGCCUCAUAUACACAUUCUCCUGCUUUUGGUUCUAAUGGACUGCCUUUAGCACCAAAGAUGCCCUUCUCCUCUGCUAUUUAUGGGGCUAGUGGUUCAAUCCCAUGUAUUGUCGAUUCAGGUGCACCUGUUGUGCCUCAACUUAUGGGCUCUGCAUCAGCUGUUCCAAUAGCUUACUCUCAAGCACAGUUCAUGAUGGGCAUGAGCAACGCAGGUGCUGGUUUAAAUGGUUCAGUGCCCUCACGGCCUAAUUUCGAUCUGAAUUUUGGAUUAGCAAUUGAGGGAGGAAAUACGGAGCCCAUGGGUUUAAGGCAGCCUUUCAUGCCUGCUCAAGGUAGGUCAAUAGAAGAACAUUUGAGGGCAAACACACAAGCCUCCUCUAGUUCUGGGGUUGCUAUAAAAAGGAAGGAACCGGACGGUGGAUGGGAUCCACACACAUUUAACUACAGACAGCAGCAAUUCCCAUGGAAACAGUAAGUUCAUAUUUAUGUUUGUUCUUCGUAGGGGUCAUUUCACAAGUCCAAGUUAAUUGAUGCUUGCAUUGCCAAAGAUACCUGGAAAAUCAUAGCCCAUUGACUUUCAUAGGAGGGGAGUCGAACUGAAUAAAACGGGGAAGUUUAUGAAUGUAAUAUGAUCCAUGAGAUUGAAUUGCCAAAGGGGGAGAGAGUGGGGGGGGGAUUAGGUUUUAAUUGUUUUUGUUUUGCCUUAUUUUCUUAUUUUCAUUUUCUACGUUCCAUAGAAGGCCAUUGAAACCGCAGAAGGCUUGGUACAUGUAGGUGUAACUUAUUUUCCUUCUAUGUCACAGAAAGAUAAAAGAAACUGUGCUUUUCUUACCA
Molecule: messenger RNA, 3847 nt
Organism: Hibiscus syriacus
Lineage: Eukaryota; Viridiplantae; Streptophyta; Magnoliopsida; Malvales; Malvaceae
Exons: 2
Coding region: 468-3488 (1006 amino acids)
Source: RefSeq, a predicted model, not a curated record